AUGGGCUCCUCACAUUCUUCGCCUUCGGACUCUACUCCCGAGAAAGAUGGAUGUGUGAGCAAGGUUAUGGAGUCAGGGCCGCUUUUGCAAUCGCAAGAUAUUUCAGCCUCGACUUCACCGUCCAAGUCCUUUUUUCGUGUUGAAGAUGUUCCGCCAGAUGCAAUGGACUUGCAACCUUCGCCGCUCCAGUUACAUUCUCCACUCGAGGUUUCGCCACCAAAGUCGAUUUUGGUCCUGGAUGAUACUCCAGAAAUUACAGCUUACUCGCCAUCUUCGGCUUUUAUUGCGGAGCGGGCAGUUGAGAAUGGUUAUGUGAAGCCGGAAACUUUGGAAUUGCCGCCACCACCUUUGCCAGAGCCAGACUCACACACCAUUCUCGAUGGACAGGAGGAAUCCGGAGUCAAUAUAUCAAUACCGCCACCGGAAGAUGCACUAUCGGAAGAAAUAUCAGAAGAGAAUGAUUCUGAGAGAAAGAGUCCGGGACCACCAUCACCGCAGCCAGAUUCGAUGCCAGAUGCGAAAGGCACAGAGCAUCAUAUCCCGCAACAAGCGCCUGCACCCCAACCCUUACCACCCAUUCUAACGCCAGUGUCAGCCUUGCUACCUGAUUAUUCUACGCAAGAAGACACAACAGCACCGACCGAUACGCCACCAGCACCUGUGGAGCAGCCAGUUGCGGAAGACGUUGGAGAUGGAUCCUCCACCAUCUCUACAAACAACGAACACGAAGACAGAGAGUCUAUCUUCGAUGAGGACUACCACUCUGACACCUCCAACUAUACCGCAUCCUUACUGUCGGAUGUCAAGAACUAUGCGUACGAGAAUGGACGGCGCUACCAUUCAUAUCGAGAAGGCCACUAUGUCCUCCCCAACGACGAGCAAGAGCAAGACCGACAGGACUUGCUCCACCACGUCCGCAACCUGGUCCUAAACGGCGCACUCUUCUGCGCACCACUUGGCGAGCACGUCCAACGAGUACUAGACAUUGGCACCGGCACAGGGAUCUGGGCGAUUGACUUUGCAGACAGCUUCCCCAGCGCCGAAGUAAUCGGGACGGAUCUGAGCCCCAUCCAGCCGUCUUGGGUACCACCCAAUCUCCGGUUCCUGGUGGAUGACGCCGAAUCACAGUGGCUCUUCAGCGCAACCCGGCCUUUCGAUUUCAUCCAUGCUCGCGAUCUAGGCGGCGCCAUCGCCGACUGGCCGCGGCUGCUGCGGCAGGCCCGCGAACACCUGCGGCCUGGGGGCUGGGUGGAAUUGCAGGAGUUUGAGGUGACGCUCAAAUCUGACGACGAGUCGAUGCGUCUCGCGCCGACGUUGUGCGAGUUCCUUGGCAGGCUGCAUCAGGCCAGCGAGGCGUUCCACCGGCCCAUGAAUAUUGCCGAGGGGCACCGGCAGCGGCUGAUCGAGGCCGGUUUUGAAGAGGUCAGAGACGAGAUGUACAAGGUGCGACCUGCCGAGAUUGGUAUCUGUUUGUCCCCUGCGCUGACAGAGAGUUCCCUAGGUCCCUAG
Molecule: messenger RNA, 1509 nt
Organism: Penicillium lagena
Lineage: Eukaryota; Fungi; Ascomycota; Eurotiomycetes; Eurotiales; Aspergillaceae
Product: class I SAM-dependent methyltransferase
Exons: 1
Coding region: 1-1509 (502 amino acids)
Molecular function (GO): methyltransferase activity
Source: RefSeq, a predicted model, not a curated record